This is a messenger RNA of Porites lobata, 3085 nucleotides long. The record is from the annotation of a GenBank genome assembly. Lineage: Eukaryota; Metazoa; Cnidaria; Anthozoa; Scleractinia; Poritidae.
AUGAAAGCUGGUCUGCCACUGAAAGCCAAAGCACCAAACAGACAGAGCAGGCAACUCCUGCUGUUCAUGAUAAGGAUGACCCCUGGUCAAAAGACCUCACCAACCAUGCUUUCAAUACUUAGUGCUUUUCAGGCAAGUGUCACCUACUCAAAUUCAUUACUUCACGAGCUGGUUCAGCAAGUGUAAGUCUACAUCGAGCCAGACAACCGACUCGCCCGCUAAAAGAAAGAAUCAUGACUCAGAUGAGUCAGGUCGCACCAUUGCGAUCACCUCAGAGAAAGCAAAAACAAUUACUUCAAAGGAAGUACAUGAUAGCACUUGAGAUGAAGCACACCCCAAGCUCCAAGAUGAUGAUGCACUCAGUUUAUGUGGCGACUACGGUCUUGUCAACGAGCCACUAGAACCAGAAGAUGAGUUAAAUAAUGAUGGGUUACUCACUCAAAUCACCACUUUCCUGAGUUCGUCUAAUGAAAGUGGCCUCUCAGUAUCUGACAAAUUGUCAAAACUUGUUAAUGCUAAGUUUCAAACUCAAUACAGUGGUGACGAACGAAAAGAAAUACUUCAAAUGUAUAAGACACCUAGUAAUUGUACACAGCUCUUUGCACCCAAAGUAAACCCAGAAAUUCGGGGGAAUCUUAGCAGAUAUCAGAAUGUCUGUGUUACAGGACAUGUUAAUCAAAGUGUCCAGUGCCAUUGUGGUAACCGUCGAGGCCCUGCUGAGUCAUUGGGAGAAGAAGACCUCUCCCAAUUAUAGAAGCAUCAUACCCAGGCUGACCGACUCUGUUGCUUUACUUGGGCAUGUAAACAAUGAACUCUCCUUGACAUGAAGGGAUGCUAUUUACGCUUAUUUAAACCAGGAGUGUAAACAGGCCUGCUCCAGAACCCUCAAACCGGGGAAGCUUUUGUGCGUGAGGACUUACCCAAAACUCUACAAGAAUUAAAGACAACAAAUAGAUUGAGUAAAGUUACACCUAGUAACAACAAAGGAAGUGUUUCACAAAAGAACCACAACAGUGGCCAGUUCAGAGGAAGCCAGUCUCAAGGUCACCAUAGUAGUAAGCCCUUUUUAGGGAUCAAGGGGGGUAAUCCUUAACCCCCCAGAAAAAAUCAACAACCGUGUCGUUUCCAUGCCAAGAAGAAUUUCACAAAGAAUUUAAUGUCAUCAAAACGAAGGUAAAAGAGUUCCCACAGCACAUAGAUUGCUCUCUUACUCCCUAUUUGCGUGCUAAGGUCAACAGUUUCAAAGGGGGGCAGUUAUCCCUGCAUAUACACCCGGAGUAGUCAAUCGAUAAAAAUCAGUAUCGAUAAAAAUAGGUAGUAAUCAAGUGAUUUUUAUCGAUAACGGAAAUUGGUGAAAAUUGAUAAACUGAAUUGCUGUGUCAAAUCAAUAUUAUCAAUUUUUAUGGUUUUGACGAUUUAUAACGGAAGUCCGCCAUUGAUGUUUAGAUAGUGCAGCUAAGAAAACACACCCACAAGAACAACUGAUCUGCAAACAUGAAAAUGACACACAACUUCUCUCCAACACCCUUUCUUUUGGACAUAAUAACAAAAACAGUUCGGUUCAAUUACAUUCAGUUCUUGAAGGCAAGUAUCACGAGAUAUACAUCCUCAGAUUAAGAUUUCCUAGCCUAAAUUUCAGGCAUUCCUUCAAGUCGGGAUUCAGGCAAAAAGAUUUUCCUGAUAGAUUUUCACUGUUUUCUGAUAUCAAUCGAUAGAAAUCACUUGAUUGCUAACGAUUUUCAACGAUUUCGCUUUUUAUCUAUGGACUACUCCGGUUCCUCCGGGAUGCAACUGCACCCAUAUCUACACCCACAUUAUUUUGGAAGAGUGGUAGAUCUAAAUCCUGAAAAAAUAGGCACCUACAGACCUGGCCAAUAUCAGCCAUCAGAAGAAGCUUUUAAACCUGGUUUUAAAGAAAAGAUAAGAUUUUUUUAAAAUUUCUUUAUACGCAAUAACGUUUGAUAAAUGAUACAGUGAUAAAUGUUUGACCCUCUGCAAGACCUUCAAUUGCCACUCAAUUGUCAAUAAAUUUACUUUUUGCAUGAAUUCAGUUUUAAUUUUUUGAUGAACAGAUGUUUCUUCCGAUGUGAAUCAAUGAAAUUAGUCAAAAUCAAGAUAAAUCGAUAAAUGAAAAAAGUGUGUCAUCAAUUUCUACCAAUUGAUCGAUACAAUCAAUAUCAAUCAAAUCAUUUACUGACUUUUAUCAAUUUAUCAAUUGACAAAUCGAUACUGAUUUUUGUCAAUUGACCACUCCAGGAUAUACACGAAUGAGCGACUGUAACAACCAAUGCUACUAUUCUCCACACUAUUUCAGGUGAAUGUAUUUUGUUCGUCUCCCAACCGUUUGACCAGGUGGCAUACCCACAAAACUCAUAUCAGGAGACCACAUGAGUCUAGUUGAUGAGGAAAUAUUUGCCCUCCAGGAUAAAGGAUUAUUGUCCCCUGUACCCAUGAACCUGGUGAAUUCACUUCACCCAUUUUUACCUGUAUGGCACUGUGAGACUUAUCUUUAACUUAAAGAAAUUGAAUUCAUUUAUAAAGAAUUCCCAUUUCAAACUGGACAAGAUACGUACCGUCUUGGGUCUGGCAACUCCAAACUGUAGGAUGGCAUCCUUGGACUUGAAGGAUGCUUAUUAUAGUGUCCAUAUACACCCCUAUUUUCAGAAGUACGUAAAGUUUAUGUACAAUGGAAGAUUCUUUAAAUACACAGUUUUUCCUAAUUGUCUUUCCAUUUGUCCUCGAAAAUUCACUUUAAUGUUGAAUCCACCCCUUUCACAUCUGAGACUGAUGAACUACAUUGUGUGUGGAUACACUGAUGAUUUAUGUCUUCAAGGACGUUCAUAUCAGAGAUGUGCGAUCAAUGUCCGUGAUUCCAUUUUCAAAUGUAAUCCACCCUGAAGAAUCGGUGUUUAUUCCACUGGAGAAAAUGAUUUUUUGGGGAUUCAUUAUUGAUUCUGUAAGAAUGAUUGUCAUGCUCACUGAAGAUAAGAUACACAAGUUAAAAGACUUGCUAAUCUUUCCUAUGGACAAUGCCCAUUCCCUUAGGAUUCGGGACAUUGCUAGACUUAUUGGCCACUUAGUGUGA